Molecule: messenger RNA, 1010 nt
Organism: Microtus ochrogaster (prairie vole)
Lineage: Eukaryota; Metazoa; Chordata; Mammalia; Rodentia; Cricetidae
Product: synaptonemal complex protein 3-like
Exons: 9
Coding region: 1-846 (281 amino acids)
Biological process (GO): spermatid development; meiotic cell cycle
Cellular component (GO): synaptonemal complex
Source: RefSeq, a predicted model, not a curated record
AUGCCGCUUUCACGGCUGAGACGCCGAGUGCGGGGGUAUGCAGACAGGAAGGUGGCCCUGUUGGAUAACCGGAGGCGUUUGUGGAGAGCUAUGGCAAUACCAUGUGAGGAGCGCUUAGUGCUUUUUGACUUCGAUGAUGAAGAAGAUGACCUGAAUGUUUCCAAGAACUCUUUAUCUGAAGAAAAGCGUCCAUUCUUUGACAAAGAUGAGAAGAAAUGCCCUCCUGUGGCUGACACAGAUGGGAAGAAAUGUCCUCCUGCAGCUGACAAAGAGAAGAGAAGCCCUCCUGCAGCUGAGGAAGAGGAGAAAUGCUCCCUUGAAGAAGUGGAUGAAGAUAUGGGAGAUGAAAUGCACAGUGUGUUGGAUAAACUUAGAGAUAAUAUUACUAAUUCUCUUCUUGAAAAGAGAAGAAGAACGCAAAUGUACUCAGAAGAUGUUUCCAAACAGACUAACUACAAAAUGAAACAAGCUUGGAAAAACAAACAACAGCAAAUGUUGAAAGCUGACAAUGAGCAUUACCAGCAGUUUAUGGAUCUGUUUAAGCAGUGGGAAUUGGAGAAGCAGAACUAUGAAAAACAACAAAAACACUUAAUUAAUAUUUUACAACAACAGAAAAGGAUGCUAAGACAGUGUAAAAUUAAACAAAACCAGAAAAUGAAACUAAUUAUGCAGAUGUAUACACAAUACAUGCAGCACAUGAAGGAUAAGGAUAAUAAUAUACUUACUGCUUCAUUCAUUGAACUUAAAGAAGAGAUGGCUGAGUAUCAAAGGAAAUAUAUGAUGGAAACUCAGCAGCAAGAGAUUGCAAAUAUUCGGAAGUCUCUUCAAUCUAUACUAUUUUCAUGAUGCUUUGAAGAAAACUUGAACCUGUGUAAAACAAUAUAAUUUUAAUGUUAGAUAAAAAGCAUGUUUUUAUGGUGGAAAUCCAGGUUUAAAUUUAAAUGAAAACAGGCCAAUGACUAACACUUAUCCUUAUAUAUGAAGGUUUUCACUCUUCUUGUUAAGUAGUG